Molecule: messenger RNA, 1374 nt
Organism: Tympanuchus pallidicinctus (lesser prairie-chicken)
Lineage: Eukaryota; Metazoa; Chordata; Aves; Galliformes; Phasianidae
Gene: TSC22D3
Product: TSC22 domain family member 3
Exons: 3
Coding region: 70-672 (200 amino acids)
Biological process (GO): regulation of transcription by RNA polymerase II
Source: RefSeq, a predicted model, not a curated record
CGGGAGCGGAACCGGAGCGGAGCCGGGAGGAGCGGGGCCGGGCGGCUGCGCGCGGCGCUCGGCCCCGGGAUGUCCUCGUCGGCCGGCGAGCAGUGCCGCUCGCCCGUGGGGUUGGAUUGCUGCAACUGCUGCCUGGACCUGGUGGGGGCCGGGGGGGGAGAGAACAACAACCCGGGCAGCCCCACCGCCAGCGGCUUCCGGCAGCUGCGGGAGCAGCUGGAGGGCGAGAACCUGAACGCCGCCAAGCUGAGCUCCAUCAUGCGCCAGGACUCGCUGGAGCCCGUCGUGCGGGACCCCUGCUACCUCCUCAACCAGGGCAUCUGCAACAGGAACAUCGACCAGACGCUGCUCUCCAUCCUGCUGCUCUUCCACAGUGCCUCCGGAGCCAGCGUGGUGGCCAUUGACAACAAGAUCGAGCAGGCAAUGGACCUGGUGAAAAACCACCUGAUGUACGCGGUGCGGGAGGAGGUGGAGGUGCUCAAGGAGCAGAUUAAGGAACUGCUGGAGAAGAACUCGCAGCUGGAGCGUGAGAACAGCCUCCUGAAGACCCUGGCCAGCCCCGAGCAGCUGGAGAAGUUCCAGUCACGGCUCCCAUCCGAGGUGCUGCAGCCCCAGGAGCAGAGCCCGGAGCCUGCCCCCCCGGCCCAGCACUCGGGGGGCUCUGCGGUGUAAAGUGGCUCUGUCCUUGGGGUGGGCAGAGCCACGGAACUCUUUCUACUUCAUCUCCUGCAAACGAUACCAAAAUAAGCCAAGUUUUUCUGCCUUGGCUCAGAGGACUGCCGGAACCCGGUGCCGGGAUGCUCGUCCCUCCGGGAGAUGCCGGUGGCUGACCCCCACCUGUCUGCCCUCCCUGCGCUGUGUGGGGCAGAGCUCGCCGAGACCCCGUAGUGCUGAGCAUGGGGAUGCGGCUGGAAGGAGCGCGCCGAGCCCCAGCGUUGUGGGGGGUGGGGGGAGCAACCCAAACCUGGACUUGAGCAGCUGUUUCGGUUGCACGCACGUCGGCGUGGGGAUUACAAGGAAAGAAAGAGAAGAACGACAACCAAAAAGAAAACCAACCCAACCUUGUUUGACUAGAGUUGAGGUGUUUCUGUAGCUGUGUCUAUGCGGUGCCCGCUGGAUGCUGCGGGCCGGCUGUGCCCUUCUGGGCAGGAUUUGAAAGGAGACUGGAAUGGCACCAGGGUGGAACUGGGGGAACUGGGUGGCCAGAGGCCCCAAAACGGCCCCGGAAUGGGGGAUGGCAGCGAUGGGUGCUGCGUCCCCCCGCCCCCCCCCUGAGUGAUGGGACGUCCCUGCAGACGUCGGACGGUUGGAGCGGUGACGUGGUUGUGUACAUUUUUAGGUAGAAAUUGCAAUAAAGUCUACUUUUUUAUAGAA